Ambispora leptoticha is the source of this 581-nucleotide messenger RNA. The record is from the annotation of a GenBank genome assembly. Lineage: Eukaryota; Fungi; Glomeromycota; Glomeromycetes; Archaeosporales; Ambisporaceae.
GAAAACCUACAGUUCAGACAAUUACUAGUACAGUUAAGACGUCGACAACUGAAACUACAGUAACCUCGACAAGUAAUCCGGAAGUACCUACGUCAUCUUCAACAACUACAGUUACCACUGGAAAGCCGGAAGUAUUUACAACUGUAAUUACAAUAACGAAGACGAAAUCAGGAAAAACUACAAUUCAGACAAUUACUAGUACAGUUAAGACAUCGACAACUGAAACUACAGUAACCUCGACAAAUAAUCCAGAAGUGCCUACAUCUUCAGCAACUACAAUUUCCACUGGAAAUUCAGGAGAAACUACAGUAACAACGACAAACAAUCCGGAAGUACCUACAUCAUCCUCAACAACUACAGUUACCACUGGAAAGCCGGAAGUAUCUACAACUGUAAUUACAAUAACGAAGACGAAAUCAGGAAAAACUACACUUCAGACAAUUACUAGCACAGUUAAGACAUCGACAACUGAAACUACAGUAACCUCGACAAAUAAUCCAGAAGUGCCUACAUCUUCAGCAACUACAAUUUCCACUGGAAAUUCAGGAGAAACUACAGUAACAACGACAAACAAUCCGGAA